This is a messenger RNA of Porites lobata, 1111 nucleotides long. NCBI's taxonomy places the organism in Eukaryota, Metazoa, Cnidaria, Anthozoa, Scleractinia, Poritidae. The record is from the annotation of a GenBank genome assembly.
AUGGAAUCACAUAAUCUACUAGAAGGAAAUGACUUUAUCAAACUCCAACAAAAAGCAAAAGAACUGGGCGCCAAAUAUCUUGAGUAUUCUAAACGAAAAAACUCAAAAUAUGUAGUUACUCUUUCCAGUGGAAAGAAGAUACAUUUUGGUUCCCCCCUUUAUUAAGACUUUCUCAUCCAUCGAAACACAGACCCACGAAAAAACUAUCUCAAAAGAGCGACAAAGAUACGAAACAAAAAAGGAGAGUUUACCCAUACCAAUCCAGAAUCACCUAACUUUUGGGCUGUAAAUCUUCUUUGGUAAAAAAGACUUAAAGAUUUUAUUUAUCUAAUAAAAUGCAACUAACUAGUAUCCAAAGUUUAUCUCCAGAAGAUUAAUAUUUAACGAAGCAAAAGAGUAUAAUGUCAAAGAUUCGAAAAUUAAAUACAAACGUAUUCCUAUCGAAACAGUGUACCCUGAUGGAAAGAAAGGACCACUAGUUACUGAAACUCCGUUUCUUUUUUCUUUUGGGGUAAAUGAAAAGAAAGACCAAAAUACAAACAAGUUAGUAGGUUAUAGCAUUCCAGUUUGCUUAUGGGAAAAAGAUUCCAGCCCAAAUUUGAAGGAAGAACAAUUUUAUAGAUUUUUAUGCAAACUUACAGAAAUUUGUCAAAAAUAUUUAGAAGAAGAAUAUGGGCCUGAUCUUGCUUCUUCUUUAUCUGAACCAUUAUACUAUAAACAGAUUGAAUAUACAGACAAAAAAGGCAAAAAGAAAACAAAGAGAGACACCUCAGCUGCACCAGUUCUUUAUGCAAAACUUGUUUACUCGGGCAAACUAAAAAAAAUUCUUUCACUUUUUCAUGUGAAAGGAAAGAAAAAAGUUAAUCCUUUUAAUUAUCUUAACCAGUAUUGUAAUGUCAAAAUGGCUUUGAUUAUUGAAGGAAUAUUUAUUAGCAAAACUGUUACAUCAUUACAAAUUAAAGUACACGAGUGUUAUAUUAAAGAAUUAAAACCAAGAGAGUCUUUGUUAACAAUUGAAGAGGAAAGCGAAGCGGAUGAAGUAAGUGAUAGCGAAGCGAGCGAAGCAAGUGAUACUGAGGAGAAUAUUGAAGAUAAAGAAGUAACUGAGUAA